AUGGGGCAGUUCGUGCAGUCGGAGUCGAAGAUGGUCGCCGAGCCCGAGGAGACGCGCGCUACCGUUGCGCCGAAGACGCCCGCGGCUGGAGGGGGAGAGGCGCCUGCCACUCCCGCUGCCGCGGCCGAGGACGUGGCGCGGGCGGAGGCGGGCGCGGAGGACGAGGAGGACGCCUGGCGGGAGCCGGCCGCGGAUAUGCUUGCCUUCCACAGCGAGCAUUUCUCGGAGGCCCAGCCGGAGGACGUCUUUCGGGAGCCCUCCUCGGACAUGCUCGCCUUCCACAGUGAGCACUUCGCGGAGGCCCAGCCGGAAGAAGACGAGGACGUCUGGCGGGAGCCCGCGCCAGACAUGUUCGCCUUCCACAGCGAGCACUUCGCGGAGGCGCGGCCAGAGGCCGACGAGGACUCCCGGCAUUGCGGCAUUUGCGGCGGCAGCUGGACGAACGGCCAGCGACCGCGCUCCCAGGACAUCGGCGUCAGCGUGCCCGGGAACGCUUGCGCUGGAUGGCUGCCAGGUGUCGGCCACGUGUCGUGGCCGCGUACUUGCGCUUGCUGUGCGACGGCUGGUACACCAAGCGGCGCUUUCAAGGGGUUGGCCUAUGUCACUGCGGGUGCGGCGCCCGCCACGACAGCAUCGUGCAUCACGCACGGUGCCCAGUGA
Molecule: messenger RNA, 660 nt
Organism: Prorocentrum cordatum
Lineage: Eukaryota; Dinophyceae; Prorocentrales; Prorocentraceae
Source: the annotation of a GenBank genome assembly